AAUAUAUCGAUUCGAUAUCCCUUCCAUAGAGUCAUAAUUAUGUCAAGUCUUCGCGUAAUGACAUAAACCAUAGACCUGAAAUCAAUGUUUUAUAUAAGUCUAUGACGUAAACCUUUUCUUUUGGUAUGGAUUUUAAUGCUUUAAUCUUUAUCAUAUCUCAUGACUUUGUUUUAUAAUAAUUGAAGUCUAAUUCAUAGGAUUAUUAUUUUCCUAGUACUUGCUGUCGUAACUUUUAAUAAGCAAAAUGGAAUUAGCUGAACAGCCUACUGAAGAGAAAACACAAUUUUCAUUAAGUGAAUCUAUUCUAUUACUUAAAAAUGAAGAAGGAGGUUAUGAAACAUGUAAGACUGAAACUGAAGAAUUGGAUGUUGUUGAAGAAUUUAUGGAUGGAAAUCAAGUACAUAACAGAGAAGCAUUUAUUGAUCAAAUUGAGAGUGAUGUUAAUUUGAAUGACUCAUCCAAGCAAACUGUUCUUUCUGACCCUAAAAUGAAAGAAAGCAGUAUAGAUGAAAAAAAUUGUCUGUUGAUUCCCAAAGAAGAGCUUGAUAUAGAGGGUCUUAAUUCACAACAAGAAGACCUUAGUAAUUUAGCUUCCGAUUUGAAUUCGAAGAAACAUAAAUGUCAUAUAUGUGAGUAUGCUUCGAAUAGCAAAUCCUAUAUCAAAGUACAUAUAGAUUCUGUUCAUUUUAAUUCAAAGUCACAUAAAUGCCAUUUAUGUGAUUAUGCUUCUAAUCGUAAAACACAUCUACAAUCCCAUAUAGAUUCUGUUCAUCUGAAUAUAAAGCACUCGUGCAAUUUCUGUGAUUCUACUUUCACUCUAAAAACAAACCUGAAAUCUCAUAUAGAUUCCGUUCACUUGAAUUUGAAGCAACAUAAAUGUGACUUAUGUGAUUAUGCUGCCAAUCAGAAAAGUCUCGUCAAACUACAUGUAGAUUCUGUUCAUUUCAAUUUGAAAAAACAUAAAUGCGAUUUAUGCGAUUAUGCUACAAAUCAUAAUUAUAGGCUCAAGCAACAUAUAGAAUCUGUUCAUCACAAGUCAAAGCCUCAUAAGUGUCACUUAUGUGAUUUUUCUUCUAAUCGUAAGGCUUACCUCAACUCACAUAUAGAUUCGGUUCAUUUGAAUUUGAAACAACAUAAAUGCAAUUUAUGUGAUUAUGCUACACAUCAGAAGUCUCUCAUUAAAUCACAUGUAGAUUCCGUUCAUUUGAAUACAAAGCCACAUAAAUGCCAUUUAUGCGAUUAUGCUUCUAAUCGUAAAACACAUCUAGAAUCUCAUAUAGAUUCUGUUCAUCUGAAUAUAAAGCACUCAUGCAAUUUCUGUGAUUCUACUUUCACUCAGAAAAUAAACCUUAAAUCUCAUAUUGAUUCCGUUCACUUGAAUUUGAAGCAAUAUAAAUGUGAUUUAUGUGAUUAUGCUGCCAAUCAGAAACGUCUCGUUAAACUACAUGUAGAUUCUAUUCAUUUGAAUACAAAGCCUCAUAAGUGUCAUUUAUGUGAUUUUGCUUGUAAUCAAAAGGCUUACCUCAAUUCACAUAUACAAUCUGUUCAUAUGAAUUUGAGGCAACAUAAAUGCCAUUUAUGUGAUUUUGCUUCUAAUCGUAAAGCUCAUCUAGAAUUCCAUAUAAAUUCUGUUCAUUUAAAUGCAAAGCCUCAUAAGUGUCACUUAUGUGAAUUUGCUUCUAAUCGUAGGUCUAAUCUCAAAUCACAUAUAGAUACACUUCAUUUGAAUUUGAAACAGCAUAAAUGCUAUAUCUGCGAAUAUGCCACCAGUCAGAAAUCUAAUCUCAAAGGACAUAUAGAUUCUGUUCAUUUGAAUUUGAAAAAACAUAAAUGCCAUUUAUGCGAUUAUGCUGUUUAUCAUAAUUAUAGGCUCAAGCAACAUAUAGAAUCUGUUCAUCACAAGUCAAAAGCCUCAUAAUUGUCACAUGUAGAUUCUGUUCAUUUGAAUGCAAAGAAAUAUAAGUGUAAUUUAUGUGAUAUUCCUUCUGCUCAUAAGGCUUACCUCAAUUCACAUAUUGAAUCUGUUCAUUCGCAUUUGAAACAACAUAAAUGUAAUUUAUGUGAUUAUGCUACAAAUCAGAAAUAUCUCAUUAAAUCACAUGUAGAUUCUGUUCAUUUGAAUGCAAAGCCUCAUAAGUGUCACUUAUGUGGUUUUGCUUCUCAUUGUAAUAUACAGAACUGAAAAAGAUAUAGUGAAGGGUUAUAUAAUUAAUUAUUGGCAUGUACUGGCAUGUACAUAAUUUGUUAUUGCCUAUUAUAAACUUGAAGAAUACUAUUUUUGAAACUGAAAAGCAUUAAUAAAUAUAUAGUUGUCCAUUUGCAUUGUUUCAUUUUACAAUUUUUCAGUAUUGUUCAUUAAAACCCCUUAAUGAACAAUUUUCAACAUUGCAUUCUGUCCCAUCUCAAUAACAGAUGCACAACUAUUGCACAUACUUUCUCAUAUAUUCUUAUGGAUAAGAAUGGUUUUUCUAAUGUGAAACAUCUACAUAAAUGAAAUAGGAGACAUUGUAAUAGCAAAUAUGAUAUAAAGGCUAUUAUAAAAAAUAUUUUCGGUAUAACGAUAG
This is a messenger RNA of Harmonia axyridis, 2564 nucleotides long. RefSeq names its product zinc finger protein 28-like. Bases 245 to 1918 code for a protein of 557 amino acids. The record is from RefSeq and is a predicted model, not a curated record. Gene Ontology annotation, molecular function: RNA polymerase II transcription regulatory region sequence-specific DNA binding; DNA-binding transcription factor activity, RNA polymerase II-specific. The transcript is spliced from 2 exons. Lineage: Eukaryota; Metazoa; Arthropoda; Insecta; Coleoptera; Coccinellidae. Gene Ontology annotation, biological process: regulation of transcription by RNA polymerase II.